Uranotaenia lowii is the source of this 896-nucleotide messenger RNA. Its product is annotated as 60S ribosomal protein L8-like. The record is from RefSeq and is a predicted model, not a curated record. Gene Ontology annotation, biological process: cytoplasmic translation. The coding region runs from base 64 to 678 and encodes 204 amino acids. NCBI's taxonomy places the organism in Eukaryota, Metazoa, Arthropoda, Insecta, Diptera, Culicidae. The transcript has a single exon. Gene Ontology annotation, cellular component: cytosolic large ribosomal subunit; ribosome. Gene Ontology annotation, molecular function: RNA binding; structural constituent of ribosome.
UAUUGCCCUUUCUUAUUAUGCAUGAAAAUGUGGAGACAAGUAUGCCAUGCAAACUAAUGUAUCAUGAGCCAGGAAGAUACAUUCGUAGCUGGACAACCAACAGUAGUAGACGUCAUGUGCAUUAGCUCCGUGUACAACACUAUAACGGCCCACACCAAAAAGCGAAAGGGACAACCCAAACUGCGUCUUCUGGAUUACGCCGAGCGACAUGGUUACAUGAAGGGAGUCGUGAAACAAAUCAUCCCCGAUCCAGGCCGUCGCGCCACGCUGGCCGUCGUCCACUUCCGGGACUCGUACAAGUUCAAGGUCCGUAAGCAGCAGUUUAUCGCCACCGAGGGUAUAUACACCGGUCAGUUUGUGUACUGCGGAAAGCGCGCCCAGCUGCAGAUCGGAAACGUGCUCCCGAUCGGUCUGAUGCCCGAAGGUACCAUCGUGUGCAACCUGGAGGAGAAGACCGGUGAUCGGGGCAAGCUGGCCCGAACCUCCUGCAACUACGCCUCGGUUAUUGCCCACAAUCCGGAUACCAAGCCUACCCGUGUGAAGCUGCCGUCCGGCGCCAAGAAGGUUCUUCCUUCGAACAACCGAGCCAUGGUCGGUAUCGUUGCCGGUGGUGGUCGUAUCGAAUUAAACAUUAAUCUCAUCAAGGUCCGCAGAUCCCUCGGUGUGUACCUUUUAUAAAAAAAAUUCAGAAAAUCAAAGUUGGUUUGAGAGUUUUUGAAUGUGGCUAUUUUUUUGUAACAAGGAAUAAUUACGAUGAUUUUUAACCGCUAUUCAAAACGUAGGAAAUCAGGUAAAUAGUUGUUAAAAAUUGAUUGAUAAUUUAAAAAUUAUACAAAUUUUGAUGUUUUCGGAGAGAUAAUAAAAAAAAAACUCGAAAAAACUUUAGUUUCAAUUUU